Molecule: messenger RNA, 1128 nt
Organism: Malurus melanocephalus (red-backed fairy wren)
Lineage: Eukaryota; Metazoa; Chordata; Aves; Passeriformes; Maluridae
Product: bone morphogenetic protein 2-like
Exons: 5
Coding region: 1-1128 (375 amino acids)
Biological process (GO): SMAD protein signal transduction
Cellular component (GO): extracellular region
Molecular function (GO): cytokine activity; growth factor activity
Source: RefSeq, a predicted model, not a curated record
AUGCUGGGGGCUGUCCUGUUGCUGCUGGCCUUGGCCAGGCCGGUGUGCCCGAGCCCGGCCAGCRUGGAGAGCCGGCGGGCUGAGGCACUAAAGAAACUCCUGGAAGUCUUUGGCAUGGAAGACCCUCCGCCCCCCCCGGCUCACUUCAAGCAGCCCCCCCAGUACAUGGUGGAUCUAUUCAACACUGUCGCCAAUGCGGAUGGUGUCACCAAAAACCCUGACAUCCUGGAGGGCAACACCGUUCGCAGCUUCCUGGAUAAAACUCACAGUGAGGAGAUGAGGUUCCUGUUUGUCCUCUCCAGCGUGGCCAAGAAUGAGAAGAUUCUGACGGCAGAGCUGCACCUCUUCCGCCUCUGGCCGAGGGUCACAGAUAGGCCCAAAAGGCACCACUUCUGUCAGGUCAGUGUCUACCAGGUGCUGGAGAAGGACAAUCCAGACACUCCUGGAGGGAAGAAGCUGCUGGCAGCCCGGCUGGUCUCACUGCAGACCUCGGGCUGGGAGGUCUUUGCCAUCACGCCGGCUGUUCGUGACUGGACUGAAGAUGAAAGCAGCAACCAAGGUUUGCUGGUGACAGUCCAGGGCCUGGGKGGGAGCCCGCUCGACCCUCCACCGCUGCAGUUUGCAUCUGGCCGGGGCCACCACGAGAGCAAGAAGCCCAUGUUGGUGCUGUUCACAGACGACGGGCGCCGGGGAGCGUCGCUGCCCACAGCUGGCUUCCCAGAUUUGAAGCCUCAGGCUUCUGAUCUCCCUGCCAAGAUGCCGCUGCCCAAGCUGGGCAGGUCACGCAGCGCGCGCUCGCUGGACCGGCUGCAGCCCUGCCAGAGGCACCCCUUGUCUGUGGACUUUGAGGAGAUCGGCUGGUCCGGCUGGAUCAUCUCCCCACGGGGAUACAACGCCUUCCACUGCAAAGGCUCCUGCCCCUUCCCACUGGGUGAGAACAUGCGGCCCACCAACCACGCCACGGUGCAGUCCAUCAUCAAUGCCCUGAAGCUGAGCGAGGGUGUCAGCAGCCCCUGCUGUGUGCCUGACAAGCUCUACUCCAUCAACCUCCUCUACUUUGAUGAYGAUGAGAACGUGGUCCUCAAGCAGUAUGAUGACAUGGUGGCCGGGAGCUGCGGCUGCCACUGA